AUGAGUGAACAAGAAGUGAAAAGUGUUAUUCCAUUAGAGUCAAAUCCUGAAGUUUUCGGUGGCUUUGCAAAGAGUCUCGGCCUACAUGACGCUUGGACAUUCCAAGAUAUUUACUCAUUGGUUGAUCCUGAUCUAUUAGCUUUUGUACCACGCCCGGUGAAGGCUGUCAUUUUAUUGUUUCCGUUGUCCGAAGAGUCUGAAAAAGAGUUAAGAGAGAAACCAGAGGCUGAAGCAGUGAUACAAGAUCCCAGCAACAGUACUAACAAGAAUUAUCCAAUAUGGUUUAAGCAGACGGUUAGAAAUGCUUGUGGUUUAUACGCACUUUUGCAUUCAUUAUCCAAUAACCAAGAUCUACUCACCGAGGAUUCAAUCUUGAAACAGUUCCUCACUUCAAAUCCAGUUCCUCAUGGCAAAUAUUCUAACAAUGAAGCUUUAGACAAUUUCAUAGUUUCUAUAAGCGAGAUCUAUCACGAAAGGAGCCUACAGGGGGACACAGCAGCUCCUCCAGCCGAAAACGAGGUUGAGCUACAUUUCAUAACGUUUGUUGAAAAAGACGGUGUACUCUACGAAUUAGAUGGAAGGAAUCCUUCUGGAGCAAAACCACUUGGAAAAACAGUUGCAGCUGAAUCAAAUGGUGAACCAGACUUAUUAAAUGAACCCCUCUUGAAAGAAAGGUUUGAAUGGUACCACAAUAAUGCUAGUGAAUCCAUGAAACUUCAAUUCUCGUUGUUGGGAUUGGGCCCUUCUCUCAAUUAG
Molecule: messenger RNA, 756 nt
Organism: Kluyveromyces marxianus DMKU3-1042
Lineage: Eukaryota; Fungi; Ascomycota; Saccharomycetes; Saccharomycetales; Saccharomycetaceae
Gene: YUH1
Product: ubiquitin-specific protease YUH1
Exons: 1
Coding region: 1-756 (251 amino acids)
Biological process (GO): protein deubiquitination; ubiquitin-dependent protein catabolic process
Cellular component (GO): cytoplasm
Molecular function (GO): cysteine-type deubiquitinase activity
Source: RefSeq, a predicted model, not a curated record